Molecule: messenger RNA, 1329 nt
Organism: Adineta steineri
Lineage: Eukaryota; Metazoa; Rotifera; Eurotatoria; Adinetida; Adinetidae
Source: the annotation of a GenBank genome assembly
AUGGGUAAAGAAGAAAAAGAAUUUGGUGGUACACCAGGAGCCAUUGGUUUAAUUAUAUUCUCACAUUUUGUACCAUUUUAUUUUGCUCUAUCACUUCAAUAUAGUUCAGGCGGACUUUAUUUUCCAUCAUCAUUUGAUACUUUAAUUCAGAAUUUCAAAGAAACAUGUUCACCAACAUGGUCAGCAUUUUUUCUCUAUACAGGAUUUUGUCUUCUACAGCUUAUAUUUGCUGCUACUUUACCUGGUCUAGUAAUUAAAGGUUUACCAGUACCUACAGAAAAUAAUCGACAAUAUACAUAUAAUUGUAAUGCAUUAACUAGUUGGUAUGUAACAUUAGUACUUGUUGCGAUACUUCAUCUAACUGGUAUAAUACGUUUAACAAUAUUAGCUGAUCAAUUUGGUUCAGUUCUUUGUGUUGCUGUGAUAUGUGCUGAUAUUUUAUCAGUAAUUAUUCAUUUUUAUGCUAUUCAAACAAAGAAAACAUGUCGUAUGACACAUUCACCCCUUUACGAUUUUUUUAUGGGUGUUUGGUUAAAUCCACGUAUUAAAAUUUUAGGACAAGAAGUAGAUUUAAAAAUGUUAGCUGAAGUACGUUUAUCAUGGCUUUUAUUAUUUCUUUUAAUUAUUUCUGCUGCAUUGAAACAAUAUGAAGCAUUUCAUACAAUUUCCUGGCCCAUGAUGGUUAUUUUAACCGCUCAAUUACUCUAUAUAAAUGCUUGUAUGAAAGGUGAAGAAUGUAUUCCAACAACAUGGGAUAUAUUUUAUGAAAAAUGGGGUUGGAUGUUAAUCUAUUGGAAUUUAGCUGGUGUUCCAUUUGUAUAUGCAUUUCAUGCUUAUUAUAUUCUUGUUAAUUCUUUGCGAACACAUAAACCAGUUGAAGGUACAUCAAUGACAUUAGUUAUGAUUUUAUUUACUGUCCUAUUUUUUGCCUAUUAUAUAUGGGAUUCAUCACAAGCACAAAAAAAUCGUUUUCGUAUGAAACAACGUGGUACAUAUGUACCAAGAAAUGCAUUUCCACAACUUCCAUGGAAUACAUUAAAAGAUCCGAAAUAUUUGAAAACUGCAUGUGGUUCAACAUUAUUAACUGAUGGAUGGUGGAAAUUUUGUCGUAAACCACAUUAUACAGCUGAUAUAUGUAUGGCUAUGUGUUGGGCAUUAUCUUGUCAUCAGUGGCCUGGUGCUUUACCUUAUUUUUAUCCUUGUUUUUUUACCGGCAUGAUUAUUCAUCGUUAUACACGUGAUAUAGCACGAUGCAAAGUUAAGUAUGGUAAAGAUUGGACAAUUUACUGUGAUACAGUACCGUACGCUUUCAUUCCUGGACUUAUUUGA